Symsagittifera roscoffensis is the source of this 742-nucleotide messenger RNA. RefSeq lists its product as uncharacterized. Lineage: Eukaryota; Metazoa; Xenacoelomorpha; Acoela; Convolutidae. Bases 78 to 632 code for a protein of 184 amino acids. The record is from RefSeq and is a predicted model, not a curated record. Gene Ontology annotation, molecular function: four-way junction DNA binding; ATP binding; ATP-dependent DNA damage sensor activity. The transcript has 4 exons. Gene Ontology annotation, biological process: double-strand break repair via synthesis-dependent strand annealing; t-circle formation; resolution of mitotic recombination intermediates. Gene Ontology annotation, cellular component: replication fork; Rad51C-XRCC3 complex.
CAAAGAGUGAAUGAGCUUCUCGGAAAUUGAUAUUUCUGGUCCCAGCAAACCCGAGAAAGAGAAUCUUUGUUUCGGGCAUGACUCUCUCGAUGCGAUAUUUGGAGAGGAAAAAGGAAUACCCGCACAAACUUCCCAAACUGGUUUGCUCGACUGAAGGUGUUAAAUGUGUUAUUGUGGACUCAAUAGCGGCAGUGUUUAGAUGUGAAACUAGAAGUGACAUUUCACACGUAGAGAGGAGUGAAAUAUUCUUCCAGCUCGCUUCUAGUUUGAAGCGACUCUCUGUUGAGCAUGGAGUGCAUGUGAUUGUGAUGAACCAGGUGUCAGACAUAUUUCCAGAAGAUGUCAUGAAUAUGCACAAGUGGCUCACUGGCACGAAGAAGCCAUCCCUUGGGCUCUCGUGGUCUAACUGUGUCACUACGCGCAUCCUAGUCAGCUGCACUCAAUACCUUAUGCCACCACUAGAGGUCAAAGGUAACCAUUACACUGGGGGAUGUGGUCAAGGCCAAAGCGAGGGUCAAGUGGCUGUGGCUGCAGUGCCUUUGAGGCGGCUAGAUGUGGUCAUGUCUCCAUUUUGUGCGAGGAGGUCAUGUUUCUUUGUAGUGGACCAAUCUGGAAUACAAGCCGUCCAAUGAAAUCCAAAUAGUCCGAAAUCCAAUUGUUUCGCAAUGCAUCAUCACUCGAAGUUUCUCAAUAAUGAUGUUUUUUUUGCUUUAUUUUCUGAUAGAUGUUUUUGUUUGUUUUG